Messenger RNA from Eimeria tenella, 199 nucleotides. RefSeq lists its product as uncharacterized. The record is from RefSeq and is a predicted model, not a curated record. Lineage: Eukaryota; Apicomplexa; Conoidasida; Eucoccidiorida; Eimeriidae. The annotation marks the transcript as partial. The transcript is spliced from 2 exons.
GCGCGAAAUCCGAAAGAUAAGAGAGGAAAGAAAGAAGCUUCUUGCUGCUCAGGAGCUGCAGCUGCUGCGGCAAGACAGGGAAAAGGUAAUGGACAUGAGGGAGCAGCGGCUGCUGACCAGCAAAGUCGAAACUCUUUACAAGUUGGGCCGAAAUGCAGAAGCCGAGGCCCUCGCGGAGCGCCUGAAGCCCGACGCCUGA